Molecule: messenger RNA, 2952 nt
Organism: Botrytis sinoallii
Lineage: Eukaryota; Fungi; Ascomycota; Leotiomycetes; Helotiales; Sclerotiniaceae
Exons: 6
Coding region: 233-1822 (529 amino acids)
Biological process (GO): protein neddylation
Cellular component (GO): cytoplasm
Molecular function (GO): NEDD8 activating enzyme activity
Source: RefSeq, a predicted model, not a curated record
AGUGAGCGGACGCUAAGAUAAGAGCUCAACUGUUCGCACGUGCCGAUAAGAGCAACAAUUCUUAGAUAAGCAAGGCUUCUGCUACAGUUCAGUGUUGGUUGAUUAGAUCUACCUCAUCAUAUCUACCAUAUACACUCAUACACUUUCAGGAUAUUUAAGGAAGUUAUUGACUGUUACCUUUAUAGAUCCGAUACUCUACACACUCCAUCUUUCUCAUUUGUGCCUGUAAACAAUGGCGGAGACAAUCAUGGACCAGAAUCCUCCUGUCCUUCAAGGCCCUUCCGACAAGGAGAAGAAAUAUGAUCGACAACUACGAUUAUGGGCAGCUUCUGGACAGGCAGCCCUUGAGAAUGCCAACUUAUUAUUAUUGAACUCUGGUUCUGGCACAGUUGGUGUUGAGACUUUGAAAAAUUUAGUGCUUCCAGGCAUUGGAAAAUUUACAAUUGCGGACGAAGAACUCGUAAAUGAGGCUGAUUUGGGUGUCAAUUUCUUCCUUGAUGAAGAGAGUUUGGGGAAAUCAAGGGCGGAACAAUGUGUGAAACUUUUACAAGAGCUCAAUCCAGAUGUGAAGGGGGACUGGUUUCCAAAACUCAAGGACGAUAAAUUAGACCAACUGUUUACGGAAGAUCAUAAAGAAAAAUAUACAUUAAUUAUAUAUUCAUUCCCAAUCGAUCCCAGAAUCCUCGCUCUUGCAGGGAAAUACAGCGCAUCCCACAAAGUGCCUCUCGUCAGCAUACACUCCGCAGGCUUUUACUCAUAUUUCAAAACGCAUCUACCAGGAAACUUUCCUAUAGUUGAUACUCACCCAGAUUCAACCGCAACCACAGAUUUACGACUUUUAAAGCCAUGGCCAGAACUUUCGAAUUUCGCAGCAGAUCUGACUAAAGACAUCGACACUCUUAGUGACCAUGAGCAUGGUCAUAUACCUUACUUGGUCCUGCUCUUGAAAUUUUUGGCAAAAUGGAAAGAAGAUAAUGGCUCAUAUCCGACCUCCUACAAAGACAAAGCAGCGUUCAGGACGACUGUUACGAAUGGCACAAGGAGAAAUAAUGCCGAGGGUGGAGAGGAGAACUUCGAUGAAGCUGUUGCGGCUGUGAUGAAGAACAUAUCCGUACAAGAUCUGAAAAGUUCCGUGAAGGAAGUCUUCGAAUAUUCACCAACCGAGGCAGAAUCUAACUCGGAUUUUUGGAUUAUUGCUGAUGCCGUGAAGAAGUUUUAUGAGAAGCAUAAUGAGCUCCCGCUUCCGGGAUCAGUCCCAGACAUGAAGGCUCAAUCUAGUACAUACGUACAACUUCAAAACAUUUAUAAAGCAAAAGCUCGACAAGACGUCCAAGAAAUACUAGAGACUGUGCGGGCACAUGCACGUGGUAAUGAGAUUAAGACAGAAGAAGUAGAGGUGUUCUGCAAGAAUGCCGCUUUCAUCAAGCUUAUCCGAGGCUCGGAUCCGACAACAGAUUUACAGAAGAUAGCAAAUUUGGAAUCUGAAAAUGAUGCAAACGCUUCCUUCACGAUGGCGCCAUUAUCGAACUUCCCCAUUUACUUAGCUCUUCACGCAACUGCUCAUGUAGCAGCAGCUACUUCAUCUGAGAUAUUAGCCCAGAUCGACAAAGAAGUACCGAAUGUGUCCUCUAAUCCACGUGUCCAGAAAGUUGCAGAAGAAGUAUCACGAGCCAAAGGAGGUGAAUUACACAACAUUUCUUCGUUAACUGGGGGUAUGGUUGCACAAGAAAUCAUCAAAAUUAUCACGAAACAAUAUGUACCGAUCGACAACACAUGCAUAUUUGAUGGUAUCACGAGUAGGGCGCAAGUUUUGAGGAUCUAAUCGGAUAAAGCCUACCUAAUCUAAGGCUAGCGAAUAGGGGUGUUUCGCGAAAGGUUAUAAGAGCAUAUGAUCCGGGAAUGGGAAUAUCAUGCAUAUCGAGAUGUGGAGGCAUGGAUAAGAUUAACGAAGAUUUGCGAGUGUCAUCGGGCCAUGGCUAAGCAAUAAUGAUAUCACGAUCAGUAAAAUAACUUAUCAAUUCACACUGACAUUUUCGAGAUUUUCAAAGAGAGGCGUUUCAAAGGCGUGAUAACCUUACAUUCAAAUCACGCGGAUCAAAAUAAACCCAAAAAUUUGAUAUCUUGAAAGUCGCACCGCAUUCAUGCAUGCAGAAGAUCAUGAGAUAAGCAUGAAGUGCAUUUCUGUUGCAAUACAAGGCGGUUCUUUUUGGUGAUACAUCUGCUGUGCAGUUCUAACACAUCUUAGUCAAAACGUGUUACACGACAGAAUUUUUCAGAACACCACUUCACUGUUGGCAGAGGGGGACGUAGGAUCAUAUGUGAGAUGGUCCUGAAUUCUCCGUAGACGUGGGGUUCGGAUGCAACGGGGAGGGAAAAUUUGGUAGCGAGGAUGGGUCGAUAGUGUUUUGUGUGAGGGUGUGGAUGGGGAUGGGGAUGUGGAUGUGGGAGAAUUGGCGGGCUGGAAUAUCGGAUGAGGUGGGGGAUCUUCAUUGGGGUUGUGCAGAUGAGUUGUAAGGGAGGCUUGGAUUUUGGAAUGCGAUGGACUGGGAUGGGCUGGGAUUAUUUCGUUGCUGUGAGUGCGGGGAAGCCAGGAGAAUCAUAGGUGAGAGUACUGAGGAAUGAAUUUGAAUUGGAGGAGAGGAGAGGAGAGAAAAGGAAAAGAAUUUGGAGUUUCGGCCCGAGACUCCGUGUGAUAUUCAUCUUUUACUUAGUGAGUAAUAUCGUAGAGGCGAAUGUUUAAUGUAAAUUACCUAGUAGGUCUUUUUAUCAAAAUAUUGCCUAGGUAGAUUUCCCCGCAUUCGCAAUGCCGAAAUUGUAGAAGUAUGAAUACAAAUCAACGCAUAAGAUUUGAGGACCAAAUCAUUUCAUUAAAUACGUGUGAUUUGGCUUUUAACCUUCGAAUGCUGAUUCUGAAUGUUGACAUUAGUUCGCUAAUAAUAAAUUGUGUUACCC